GGGGGGGCGGAGUUAACUCUGGCUCUAGGUCUCAACUCCAUCAAUACCACCAGAAUCCGUGCCGCGACGCUACCGACGCGCUCGUGUUCCGGUUCUCUGUCUCAUGAUGCUGUGGGUUAUAAUUCUCCCGGCGCUGACCGCCGCUACUGUCACGCGCGCCCCACGCUCCUGCGGGCCCUGUGACCCGAGCUCGUGCGCCGCGCUGCCCUCUACGGGCUGUGCGUUCCGGGUGAUGGACGCGUGUGGCUGCUGCGAGCUGUGCGCCGCCGGACCGGGAGAGCCGUGCGGGGCGCGCGGUGCUGCGGUUACACGGUGCGCGAGCGGUCUCGAGUGCGUUAAAGCCCAGGAGGACAAGAAAAAGCUGAAGAAGAAGACCGAGCCGGGAGUGUGCGUGUGCAAAAACGGUAACUACGAGGUGUGCGGCUCGGACGGUGUGGAGUACAGGAGUGUGUGUGAGCUGCGAGCGGCCAGUGCGUCCGCCGAGCGUCAGGGCAAAACCGGCAUUAAAGUCCACAACAAGGGCAAGUGUACCAAAGCUCCUGUGAUUGUUACGGGUCCGGGUGAGGUCUGGAACGUCACCGGUGCUCAGGUAUUCCUCAGCUGCGAGGCCAUCGGCGUCCCCACCCCGGUGCUCACCUGGAGGAAGAUCACAGACAAUAACAAGAAGUCUCAGCUGCUCCCAGGAGACCAAGACAACCUCGCCAUCCAGAUGAGGGGAGGCCCCGAGAAGCAUGAGGUCACCGGAUGGGUGCUGAUCUUUCCACUGACCAAGGAUACAGCAGGCAUGUACGAGUGUCAUGUCAAUAAUGCCAUGGGUGAAGCCUCAGCCACAGGCACCAUCCACGUGGUUGACUCAGUCAAGGACAUUCCCUCCAAAAAGGUGGUCCUGGAUGAUAAGCUGUAAGAAGGGUGUGUGUUCACCCCUGACACCACCACAUCCUGCAACAUCAGGACUGGGAUCAGACACAGAACAUCUUUACACUACUUUAACACACACACACACACACACACACUCACUCACUCACUCACACACACACACACACACACACACACACACACACACACACACACACACACACACACACACACACACACACACACACACACACACACACACACACACACACACACACACACACACACACACACACACACACACACACACACACACACACACACACACACACUCACUCACUCACUCACUCACUCACACACACA
Ictalurus furcatus (blue catfish) is the source of this 1218-nucleotide messenger RNA. It is a transcript of the gene igfbp7, whose product is annotated as insulin-like growth factor binding protein 7. The transcript is spliced from 5 exons. The record is from RefSeq and is a predicted model, not a curated record. Gene Ontology annotation, cellular component: extracellular region. NCBI's taxonomy places the organism in Eukaryota, Metazoa, Chordata, Actinopteri, Siluriformes, Ictaluridae. Gene Ontology annotation, biological process: regulation of cell growth; regulation of signal transduction. The coding region runs from base 104 to 904 and encodes 266 amino acids. Gene Ontology annotation, molecular function: insulin-like growth factor binding.